AUUUGACUAAGCGUGACACCUUGGUUUGCAGGUGUGAAGAUGGAGUGGGUGGUUCCUCUUGUGAUAUCCUCAGUGCGGCUGGUGGUAAUCUUCAUGCUUCUGGUAGCCAACGUAGCAGCUCUUGUGCGGAUUUCUACCUAUCCCAAGUAUACGAGAGGGUCUCGCGUGUACGAACUAAUUUCCUUCAACACAAUCCUCUGCCUUAAUUUGAUUUACCUGGUGGUCAUUUGGACUCCCUUCACCCUUUUGGCCUUCAGACAUGAUUUGGUAAACCAACAUAAAGACAAUGUAGUGGAUGAUAACUUACAAUUUAGUGGAUUAACAGACGAUGGAGAAGGCUUGCAAGAGUUUAUAGUAGAGUACAUUGAUAUACGUAAUGACCAGGUAGUUGCGGAGGAAACUGAAGAGUUGCUUCGUGUGGCCAGGGCAACACAAGAAAUGCAGAAUGGUUUUAAUGUUCUUCCUGGCUUAAACUCAGAUUUGAUUUUGAAGGCGAUAAGCAAUUACUCCUCACAGCCCUCCAAGGAGCCAUCCUCGCAAGAAACUGCUGAACACUCCUAUGGCAGAUGGAAUACAGAUAUACAAGACCUGGAGACUUCAUCCUUUGCUUAUAGUCUUGCACUUACUGGCAUUUUCAGAUUAAUUGUUUCACGAAGGACACUAUGGCGUCCCAGCCGCCCCUUGGGCCUUGCCUUGGGUCUAGCAUUGGGUUCCUUAAUAUUAGUUAUGCUGCCGGUCUUGACUACUGGACUCAUCAGAUACAUUGGUAAAACUGCCCCCCACUUGGCUCUACAUAAGCCUGAAGUGACUGAAGCUGGCUAUACGAUACGUAAUAUUAUUUGUGAUGUCCACAUUACGGAGGCAUACGUGUUAAGUCUUUUCCUGGAGUGGGCAGCAGUGUGCACGUUGGCCAUUACAGCAUUGGUUCUAAGCUUUACCCUUGUGCCAGCCAAGAAUAAGGAAGGCAGUGAUGUACACAUGGAAGGUUCCAACUGCAAUGUGGAGACGCUGGCUCGUGACUUAGUGCUGGUGUUGGGCGCGUCCUGGGCAUGGCCCCUCAAGCCUCUACUCGCUCUCAUACUCUACUGCCAGUAUGGGCCUCACUGGACUAAUUUGGUGUGUUUCACUGGCAAAUGUGGUGGUAGCAAUUCCCGUGUUUUUAUACCUCUGGCAAUCUUCUUGUCGCGGCCUCGGAAGAAUGUUGACCAGACGCCUUUGGUAUUAUUGUGUCUCCAUGAAGUGGUAACUGAAGAUGUCAGCGUUAAGGAUAAGCCUGAUGUUGCAGUAUCUCGGGAAGCAUGCAACACUGUGGAAAAAAAUUCUCUGAAGACAAUAUCAAAAUGUGGAAUAGAAGGAACUUGUGAUUUACAUAUUGAGAUAGUAGAUACAGAAUAA
Molecule: messenger RNA, 1395 nt
Organism: Cherax quadricarinatus
Lineage: Eukaryota; Metazoa; Arthropoda; Malacostraca; Decapoda; Parastacidae
Source: RefSeq, a predicted model, not a curated record